Cladophialophora psammophila CBS 110553 is the source of this 462-nucleotide messenger RNA. RefSeq lists its product as uncharacterized. The transcript is spliced from 2 exons. Lineage: Eukaryota; Fungi; Ascomycota; Eurotiomycetes; Chaetothyriales; Herpotrichiellaceae. The record is from RefSeq and is a predicted model, not a curated record. Bases 1 to 462 code for a protein of 153 amino acids.
AUGGAACCGAAAGAGAGGGAAGUCGAUUGCGCCGCCGCAGUCUUUGAGAGAUUGCGACGGACGUGUUUCAAACACCAGGAUACUUGGAAGAAGUGGCUUCCAUACUGUGGGGUUACCAAAGUUGAAGAAGUUCAUACAUUUGACAAGAUCCGAGAAGAGCUAGAUGAUGAUAUCGCCAGGGAUCCGAGGCCCAUCAAAUGUGGAUAUGGCAUUGACGAUGUGUGCGACACAAUGCGCCACUGCAAGCGUUGUAAGAGUGUAAUGCGCUACAUCGGUGAUACUUCGACGCGAAUCCGGAAUGAAGCUCUGGAACGAAUCUCGGAAGCUCGGCGCCGCAAGAAGGCCCUUUACAUGGUUGAUAUCCUGACAAAGUGUGCGCGGAGCCCAUGGGAGGCCAAAUUCAAUGGACCCAGAUUAUUGGAAGGGGUGGCCACGGAUUGUUUAAUAUACGAACUCGAGUGA